Molecule: messenger RNA, 870 nt
Organism: Malania oleifera
Lineage: Eukaryota; Viridiplantae; Streptophyta; Magnoliopsida; Santalales; Ximeniaceae
Product: cyclin-dependent kinases regulatory subunit 1
Exons: 4
Coding region: 346-612 (88 amino acids)
Biological process (GO): regulation of mitotic cell cycle
Cellular component (GO): cyclin-dependent protein kinase holoenzyme complex; SCF ubiquitin ligase complex
Molecular function (GO): histone binding; protein kinase binding; ubiquitin binding
Source: RefSeq, a predicted model, not a curated record
ACAUCAACUGACCGUUGGCCUUCAACAAUUAUCAUUGAAAGUUUGAAACCACAGCGGGAGAAAUUCAAAUUUUGAAAUUCAAAACAGACGUAGUCAUUUCCCAGUUUGCCCAAUCUUAAUAAAAUAAUAUAAAAUAAUUAUUAUUUUUAAAAUUCCAUUUUCACUUUUGCCCCAGUGCUUCCCCAUUCCGCCCUUCUCUCCUCGCCCUUCUUAUAUUCUCAUUCUCUCCUCGCUCCCUCCCCCCACUCUCUCUCUCUCUCUCUCUCUCUGAUCAAUCAGGAAGCGUAUAAGCCCUAAUAGUCUUUCUGGGUUUUGGAGCAUCAGCAAGUCGAGAACUGCAAGAACAUGGGUCAGAUCCAGUACUCGGAGAAGUACUUCGAUGACACUUACGAGUACAGGCAUGUCGUUCUUCCUCCCGAAGUUGCCAAACUUCUCCCCAAAAAUCGCCUUCUGUCCGAAAACGAAUGGCGUGCAAUUGGAGUUCAGCAGAGUCGAGGAUGGGUCCACUAUGCCAUCCACCGACCAGAGCCGCACAUCAUGCUCUUCAGGAGGCCUCUGAACUACCAGCAGCAGCAGGAGAACCAGGUCCAGCAGAACGUUCUUAACAAGUGAUGAUCCUUUCAUCCAACUACCUUCUCUUUUUAUCCAGAAAUGAACUGAAAAAAUUAGGGUUUAUAGUCCAGUCAAGAACUGGUCUGCUACUGUACUAUUUUGAUUCUCAAUUACUACAAUUCUCUGAUCUUGAGAAUUAGAUGAUGUUGAUACUUUCUGAACCUGUGUGGUCUCAGUUGGUUGUCUUGAUUGUCAGUGAAACUUUGUAAGACUCAGCUUGCACAUCCUACUUUUGAAUAUACGAGGGUUGUUUGCUUC